This is a messenger RNA of Anguilla anguilla (European eel), 2148 nucleotides long. RefSeq names its product coiled-coil domain-containing protein 28A-like. Lineage: Eukaryota; Metazoa; Chordata; Actinopteri; Anguilliformes; Anguillidae. Bases 184 to 702 code for a protein of 172 amino acids. The transcript has 6 exons. The record is from RefSeq and is a predicted model, not a curated record.
ACUUCAUUUCCCAUGAAGCACUAGAUACGUAAUUUGACGAACAUGAAAAAAUAAGGAAGUAGGACGCAAACAACACUGAAAGUUGAAAUGUAGCGGACGUUAGCUGUCAAGCAAGCGAACAUAGUUUUAUACAAAAAUAUUUAAUAGUGAUACAUAGGGUUUAAGGAACAAAGCUGUGGUCAAAUGGAGGAGAGAAAGCUGAAGCGGAAAAGCCCCAGACCCUCCACAAACCAGCCAGCACCCCCUGCGUCUGCCCGAAAAAAUACCACCUCCGGCAGGGCCCUGCCGUUUGGAUCGCACUCCAGUCAGAAAACCAAGUAUAAGAGAGGUGUACGAGACAAGCCCCGGCCUCCGGGUCCAGCAGGGAAGGCCACCCAAUCAGCCCCUAUCCAGCACUCCUUCCUCACAGAUGUGUCUGAUGUCCAGGAGAUGGAGAAGGGGCUGCUGAGCCUCCUCAACGACUUCCACUCUGGCAAGCUGCAGGCCUUCGGUAACGAGUGCUCUAUCGAUCAGAUGGAGCAUGUGAGGGAAAUGCAGGAGAAGCUGGCCCGUUUGCACUUUGACCUCUAUGGAGAGGUGGACGAGAUGCCGGAGGAGCAACGCAAGGGUGCAAGCGACACCAACAUGGACAAACUUCUGCUCAACCUGGAGGAGCUCAGUUCAUCCAUGGGAGAUGCCAUUAACUGCCUAAAUGACCUUUAACCCCACUGUUCCAGGGGAGAUGCCAUUAACUGCCUAAAUGACCUUUAACCCCACUGUUCCAGGGGAGAUGCCAUUAACUGCCUAAAUGACCUUUAACCCCACUGUUCCAGGGGAGAUGCCAUUAACUGCCUAAAUGACCUUUAACCCCACUGUUCCAGGGGAGAUGCCAUUAACUGCCUAAAUGACCUUUAACCCCACUGUUCCAGGGGAGAUGCCAUUAACUGCCUAAAUGACCUUUAACCCCACUGUUCCAGGGGAGAUGCCAUUAACUGCCUAAAUGAACUUUAACCCCUGUUCCAGGGGAGAUGCCGUUAGCUGCCUAAAUGACCUUUAACCCCACUGUUCCAAGGGAGAUACCAUUAGCUGCCUAAAUUACCUUUAACCCCACUGUUCCAAGGGAGAUACCAUUAGCUGCCUAAAUGACCCUUAACCUUGCUGUGCCCGGGGAGAUAUCGUUAGCUGGCUAAAUGACCCUUAACCUCGCUGUGCCCGGGGAGAUAUCGUUAGCUGGCUAAAUGACCCUUAACCUCUCUGUGCCUGGGGAGAUAUCAUUAGCUGGCUAAAUGACCCUUAACCUCGCUGUGCCCAGGGAGAUAUCAUUAGCUGGCUAAAUGACCCUUAACCUCGCUGUGCCCACGGAGAUUCCAUUAGCUGGCUAAAUGACCCUUAACCUCGCUGUGCCCGGGGAGAUAUCAUUAGCUGGCUAAAUGACCCUUAACCUCACUGUGCCUGGGGAGAUAUCAUUAGCUGGCUAAAUGACCCUUAACCUCGCUGUGCCUGGGGAGAUAUCGUUAGCUGGCUAAAUGACCCUGAACCUCACUGUGCCUGGGGAGAUAUCGUUAGCUGGCUAAAUGACCCUUAACCUCGCUGUGCCUGGGGAGAUAUCGUUAGCUGGCUAAAUUACCCUUGAUCUCGCUGUGCCUGGGGAGAUAUAGUUAGCUGGCUAAAUGACCCUUGAUCUCGCUGUGCCUGGGGAGAUAUCGUUAGCUGGCUAAAUGACCCUUAACCUCGCUGUGCCUGGGGAGAUAUCGUUAGCUGGCUAAAUGACCCUUGAUCUCGCUGUGCCUGGGGAGAUAUAGUUAGCUGGCUAAAUGACCCUUGAUCUCGCUGUGCCUGGGGAGAUAUCGUUAGCUGGCUAAAUGACCCUUAACCUCGCUGUGCCUGGGGAGAUAUCGUUAGCUGGCUAAAUGACCCUUAUCCUCGCUGUGCCUGGGGAGAUAUCAUUAGCUGGCUAAAUGACCCUUAACCUCGCUGUGCCCGGGGAGAUAUCGUUAGCUGGCUAAAUUAACCUUAACCUCGCUGUGCCUGGGGAGAUAUUGUUAGCUGGCUAAAUGACCCUUAACCUCGCUGUGCCCGGGGAGAUAUCGUUAGCUGGCUAAAUUAACCUUAACCUCGCUGUGCCCGGGGAGAUAUCGUUAGCUGGCUAAAUUAACCUUAACGCCCCUU